GUUCGCGCGCUGCGCAUCGCAGCAGACUUCGCUCGGCUGUGCAGCGCGACGGACGUGUGUCAAGUGCAGUCAAGUGUCGUGACUCGACGCAGUACUCCCGCGUUUCGCAAAUCGAGUGUGUGAGUGUGUGUGUGUGUGCGCGUGUGUGCGAGCGUGCGAUCACUUUUCUCUCUCGCCCCGCGUUGCCGCGCAAAUCGGUGAAUCACGGAAGCGUCUCCGGUCCCGACGGCGACGCCGGAGCUGGACGGUGUGCACGGCGGCUCGCGCCCCUGGAGAAAUUUCAUCCCCUUCGCAGGUCGGGUCGCGCUCCCGCGGCCCACGACAUCGGCAGAGGUGGCGUGGGGCACAGCUGUGAUGGAAUUGCAGAGCUGGCUGCUCUAUCACUUGGUCGCCGCCACAGACUGCAAUCAAGGUAGCGAAGAUAGGCCGUUCAUCGCGUCCCGCGCACUCCCAUGAACAUUCUGCAACAUUUUUAUUUGUGUUACGCAUUUGUGAUCGUUAACGUCGACUCGUCGUUUAACCCUUGAUUAUUUUAGCUACGUUUGCCUGAGUUUGCCCGGACCAUUAUUCACGCACAGUCAGUGUUCACAGCCGCUUCUUUAUUUAAUUUACCAUCCCGCUAUCACGAGCCAAAGGAAACGGUGGUCUACCGAUGCCCGAUGUGAUGCAGUCGGCGAACACAAUCGGAAGUGGCGGCGGCGGAGGCGGCGGAUCGUAUCCCACUGGUGGCGGGACCGGAAGUCGCACCCGCGAUUUAGGGCUACGCGCCCAGAAGAAGCUUCUCGGCCGCAUAGUGUCCACCAAUGCAGGCCGGUCGCUCUUCAUCGACGACGCCACGACGUCGUUGCUUGAUAAUCUGUACAAACUGAUGGAGAGCGUCGCCAAGAGCAACCCGCACUUGGACAAGAAGGAGCCCGAGAAGGUCCUCAAGAACAUCAUCAAAUUGUCCAUUAAGAUCGGACUCGUGCAGCGCAGCCAUCAAUUCCGUUCGAACGACGCCGAGAAGCUCGAGGAGAUCCGGGAGGCUCUGGGGACAGUGGCGAUGACCGUCGUGUCGUUCUACGAGGUGGAUUAUAGUUACGACCAGGAGUAUCUGACGACUUCGAUGGAACGUUGCCGAGCAUUGCUGCAGCAGCUGAUAAAGCCGCAUCUCACGGAUAAGUCAUCGCAACGCUGCGACCAGGUGUUCGACUUCCUGGCGUAUCCCAAAUUCUUGGACUCGGUAUUCCGAUACGAUUCCGAACACAGACCGAUUCUCGGCAUGCUAGUCAGUGACCUCAACAAGGCGUUGGACGCCAGGCGGCUUUGAUUCUACAAGAAUGAUAAUCACACAACGUUAAUAAAACCGAGUCGACGGCCGACAACACGGUUCCAUCGCCAGACGUACGACCGUCCUCUUCAGCGGUCCUCACGGCAGUCUCGCGAUCGCGAUCGAUAAUGGCUCGAUCGACGAACGCAGCGGACGACCCGUUGGACACGCGCGCUUCGUUGCACUUUAUUUCACGGCGAAUAGGCAACGUGUGUUGCAUACUUUCAGUGUGACGACAGUAUAGUAUCUCGUAGCGGUAGAUUAAAAAAAAAAAAAGUGUCUCUUGCUCGCGAUCACCCCCACCCAGUAGCCGGGUCGGGAUACCCAAUGCGGACCACUCGCUCACUGAUUUAUGCAAUAAUUGUCUCAUACUUCGCUUAUUUUAAGGACACAGCGUCACCUGCGUUGCGCAAUUGAUGUAUUAUAUGCGUAUAUUUACGUGCAGGAUAUCGAUUGUCGAUUCAUACCAAAAAGGAAUAGAUAAGUAUUAUGUGUAUUAGGGAAUGAUAGAAGAUGAAAAACGUUAAGUCUAAAGCCGUCGCACAUUUUUCUAAACUGCUUGGUGUCUAACUCGAUUUAAGACUUUUGUUUUCGUUAUAUUACAAGCAAAAAGUCUCCUUUUUUUUAUUUAAAUUUAUUAAAUUUAUUUUUAAUUUAUUAUAUGAAGUUGAUUCUGUUUCCAAUUUAUUAGAUUCCAUAUUUUUGUCGUAAAUCUGAUAAAUUCUAUUCGCGUAAUGAAACUAGCCAUCACAGAACGAGCACUGAAACAAUUAAAGCUAGCGAUCUUUCAAAUAUUCUAGGAUCAAACUCGGAAUUAGGCCUUAGUUUGCGGCUGAAAGGAAUUCUCGCGCAAAGUUGAAAUUCCGCAGUAAAAUAGGUUUGCGUUUAUCGCGAUGAGUAUAAAAGUAGAGGGAGAACGUUUCCAAAAAUUGUAAAGAUCCGUUUGACGACUAGUAACCCGAAAUAUCUAUGUAUAAGACAGAUUGUCUUUCUCAUUUUAAAUCGUGUAAUGGUAUCAGUACUGUCGCGUGGGGUAAUAAUAAAUUGCCCGAACAAGGGAUUUCCUCUUUCUCUCGUGUCGAAGUAAAAGUCGACGAUGGUCACGCGAUACAUCUUUGUGCUCUAUGUAAUCUCCCGUUCUUGCGAUUCCUCUUUAGAUACAUUACCGCUGAGACGAAGUUAGGAUUUGAUCUUAAGAGCAUAUUUAAUUAUUUAAUGUAUAAUUUUAAAAGAGCUGUAAUUUAUAUGUUUAAGAAAUAUGUUUUUAUCAUAUUUGCGAAUUCUUUCGGAUAUUUUAUGAAGAUUUUGUUGCGCUACGUUUCAAUUUUUUCUCACUCAGUUUCAUAAAAUGCGAACUUCAAAAAGGCUAAAAGUAAAUAUAUUGAUCAUCUUCGUGCACGUGCAAACAAUGAAACGCACACUUUGUGAAAAUCUUGGAAUGUGCGUUCCGAUGGGAUGGACACAAUCCACUAUUAGCGCUGUUGCUUGUACGUGCACAUUUUUUAUAACACACUCGAUUAAAGAAACAAUUUCUACAUAUCUGAUUUCAUCGCGAUUCGAUUCCGAUGAUUAUUAGCAUAGGUGAAAUCGUAGAAGAAAACAACUUUAGCGACAUUUUGCGCCUUUUGUACGCGGUGUACAACCCACUUUACACGUUAUUUGUGAUGAUUGUCAAUAUUAAGAGAUGUAUGGGUACUAUGCCGUUAAUAAAUUAUUAACAAAUCAA
This is a messenger RNA of Solenopsis invicta (red fire ant), 3035 nucleotides long. RefSeq names its product tumor necrosis factor alpha-induced protein 8-like protein (gene sigmar). The transcript has 4 exons. The record is from RefSeq and is a predicted model, not a curated record. Gene Ontology annotation, biological process: regulation of apoptotic process. Bases 653 to 1309 code for a protein of 218 amino acids. Gene Ontology annotation, cellular component: cytoplasm. NCBI's taxonomy places the organism in Eukaryota, Metazoa, Arthropoda, Insecta, Hymenoptera, Formicidae.